CAGCUGUGCCAGUCCCUGCAGGCUGCUUGGCUCUUUGGUGCACAGGUCUCCUGGCAGUGCCAGUGAUGAGUGUGAUUCGAGCUCACUCCUACAGUGUCCUAUAAAUGGUUUCUGCCUUUCAAAGUAAACAGCGCAGAUUAGGAACAUUUAUUUUCUCCUCUAUCUUUGGAUCGAAAUCGCAUUGAUAACAACAAGCCAAGGGAUGCUCGCAGAGCACCGAGAGAACAGCAGGGCUGGCUUUGGCCUCAAGAAGCCUCUUAAGAUGAAUAUGGUGAAGAGGAUCAUGGGCCGGCCACGGCCAGAGGAGUGCAGCCCGCAGGACAACGCGCUGGGCCUCAUGCACCUGCGCCGCCUCUUCUCCGAGCUAUGCCACCCACCGCGCCACAUGACACAGAAAGAGCAGGAGGAGAAGCUCUACAUGAUGCUGCCUGUUUUCAACCGGGUUUUUGGGAACGCUCCACCGAACACAAUGAAUGAGAAGUUCUCAGACCUGCUGCAGUUUACCACGCAGGUGUCCAGACUGAUGGUGACCGAGAUCAGACGGAGAGCAUCCAAUAAAUCAACAGAGGCCGCCAGCAGAGCCAUUGUGCAGUUUCUGGAAGUAAAUCAGAGCGAGGAGGCGAGCCGGGGCUGGAUGCUUUUGACCACCAUCAACUUGCUGGCCUCCUCUGGACAGAAAACUGUGGACUGUAUGACCACCAUGUCGGUGCCCUCAACCCUGGUGAAAUGUCUAUACUUGUUUUUCGACCUGCCCCACAUGCCCGAAGUUCCUGCUGCCACCCAGACUGAACUUCCCCUGGCUGACCGCAGAGCUCUGCUACAAAAAGUUUUUGUCCAGAUUCUGGUGAAGCUCUGCAGUUUUGUGUCUCCGGCAGAGGAACUUGCUCAGAAGGAUGAUCUACAGCUACUCUUCAGUGCCAUCACUUCCUGGUGUCCCCCUCACAACCUGCCCUGGAGGAAGAGCGCUGGAGAGGUUCUCACCACUAUUUCCCGGCAUGGCCUCAGCGUCAAUGUCGUCAAGUAUAUCCAUGAGAAAGAGUGUUUGUCGACAUGCAUCCAAAACAUGCAGCAGUCAGAUGACCUCUCCCCUCUGGAAAUUGUGGAGAUGUUCGCUGGGCUCUCAUGUUUUUUGAAGGACUCGAGUGACGUUUCUCAGACGCUAUUGGACGACUUCCGCAUGUGUCAGGGCUACACCUUCUUGAUCGACCUUAUGAUCAGGUUGGAACAGGCCAAAGAGGAUGAAUCCAAAGAUGCUCUAAGGGACCUAGUGAACCUGGUGACAGCUCUGACCACAUAUGGUGUCAGUGAACUGAAGACAGCUUGUAUCACCACCGGUGCACCCUUCCUGCUUCCAGGUUUUGUGGUUCCACAGCCUUCUGGGAAAGGCCACACAGUCAGAAACAUCCAGGCCUUCUCUGUCCUACAGAAUGCCUUCUUGAAGGCCAAGAGUGGUCGACUAGCUCGCAUGAUCCUCGAAGCCAUCGCCAACAUCUAUGCCGCCGACUACGCUAACUAUUUCAUCCUGGAGGCUCAACACACGCUGUCGCAGUUUGCAGAGCGGGUGGCCAAGCUACCGGAGGUGCAGUCCAAGUACUUCGAGCUGUUGGAGUUUGUCGUCUUGGCGCUCAAUUAUGUACCGUGCAAAGAGCUUUUCAGUGUCAGCGUGCUUUUGAAGUCGAGCACGUCCUACAGCUGCUGCAUCACGGCCACUCGCACUCUUCUCAAGUUGGGACGCCACCACCCUGUCUUCAGUGAUGUCUUCCGUGAGUUCGGAUUGCUUGAAGUGCUGGUUAAUCUGCUGCACAAAUAUGCAGCGCUGUUAAAAGAACCAUCGCAGGCCCAUGGCGAGCAAGGCGAUUCCAAGAACAAUGUUGCUGAAGAGCAAAAGCAGCUUGCCUGGCUUGUCAUGGAGACGCUCACUGUUCUCCUGCAAGGCUCAAAUACCAAUGCAGGUUUAUUUCGUGAGUUUGGCGGCGCGCGGUGCGUGCACAACAUCGUGAAGUACCGUCAGUGUCGCGAGCAUGCUCUGAUGAUCAUUCAGCAGCUGGUGCUGUCGCCAUCUGGGGAUGAUGACAUGGGCACGCUGCUGGGCCUUAUGCACUCUGCGCCAUCAACAGAACUACAGCUCAAAACAGACAUAUUGAGGGCUUUGCUAGCUGUCCUCCGGGAGAGCCAUCGAACACGCACCGUCUUUCGCAAGGUGGGCGGCUUCGUGUACGUGACCUCACUGCUGGUUGCCAUGGAGCGGUCUCUCUGUUCUCCACCUGUCAGCGGCUGGGAGAAGGUCAACCAGAACAAAGUCUUUGAACUUCUGCACACUGUAGUCAGCACGCUAACAGCAGCCAUGCGCUACGAACCCGCCAACUCGCACUUCUUUCGCACCGAGAUCCAAUACGAGAAGCUGGCUGACGCGGUGCGACUCCUGGGUUGCUUUUCCGAUGCUAAGAAAGUUGGUCCUUCGACCGUUUUCCCAUCAAACGCCCAACCAUUCCAGCGGUUACUGGAGGAUGAGAUCAUACCGGCAGAAAACGUUUGUCCAACACUGAAACACUGCAGCAAGCUGUUCAUCUACCUGUACAAGAUGGCCACAGACUCAUUCGACAGUCGUGCUGAGCAGGUGCCUCCCUGCUUGACUCACGAGACCUCGUUGCCCUCUCCAUGGGGCACGCCAGCAAUCGCCAGGAAGAGACAUGGCUACCACGGCUCAUCCAAUUCGGCUCCUGGUAAACCUUUAACGGACCUGAAGGUGCACUUAGGAAAUCCCUCUCAGCACUCCUCAGACCCGGUAGUCAUUCACCCUGGAGCAGUGUUGGCAAUGCUAGACCUUCUUCCUUCUGUUUCGUCUGACACACAGCCUGAGCACGCUCUGGAUCUUCAGUUAGCGGUUGCUAACAUCCUGCAGCUUCUGGUGCAUUCGGAGAGGAACCAGCAGAUCCUUUGUGAGGCGGGUCUGCAUUCACGUCUACUUCAACGCUGUAGCUGUGCUUUAGGAGAUGAAGAUCACCCGCUCCACCCACCCCUACAAAGGAUGUUUGAGCGACUGGCCUCUCAGGCCCUACAGCCCAUGGUGCUCAGGGAAUUUCUACGGCUUGGAAAUCCUCUGAAUUGCGGGGCUUGGGACAAAAAGCUCCUGAAGCAGUAUCGGGUCCACAAACCGAGCUCUCUCAGCUAUGAGGCUGAAAUGCGAAACAGCAUGACCUUGUCCAUGGAGGGUUUUGGGCCAGACAGCGUGUUUACAAUUAAUGAGGACAACAGCCAAUACCGGAUCAGUCGGAGUCUUGUGCGAUCGGCCGAGGGCAGCACUGUGCCCCUCACCCGAGUCAAGUGCCUGGUCUCCAUGACGACGCCCCAUGACAUCCGUCUCCAUGGCUCAUCCGACACACCUGCUUUCGUGGAGUUUGACACGUCAUUAGAGGGGUUUGGCUGUUUGUUUUUGCCCAGUCUGGCUCCUCACAACGCACCCUCCAGCAAUGCCAACACAUCUGGAGUUAGUGACGGGGCGGUGGUCAGCGGUAUGGGAAAUGGAGAGCGAUUCUUUCCACCUCCAUCUGGCCUGAGCUACUCGACGUGGUUUUGUGUUGAACGCUUCAGCACACCGCCACAGAGCCACGCGGUUCGUCUGCUCACAGUGGUGCGGAGGGCCACCUCAUCCGAGCAGCAUUACGUGUGCCUGGCCAUUGUGCUCUCCGCUAAGGACCGAUCUCUAAUUGUGUCCACCAAGGAGGAACUGCUUCAGUCCUACAUGGAUGACUUCAGUGAGGAGUCCUCGUUCUAUGAGAUCCUGCCCUGCUGCGCUCGCUUCCGAUGUGCUGACAUCAUCACCGAGGGACAGUGGCACCACCUGGUGUUGGUUAUGAGCAAAGGAAUGCUGAAGAACAGCAUGGCAACUCUCUACAUUGAUGGUCAGAUGGUCAACACAGUCAAGCUGCACUAUGUUCACAACGCCCCUGGCGGAUCGGCCUCCGCAAACCCACCCGUGGUGAGCACGGUGUACAGCUACAUCGGCACGCCACCGGCCCAACGCCAGCUCUCCGCUCUGGUCUGGCGACUGGGGCCCACACACUUUCUGGAGGAGGUGCUGCCUGCUGCAAGUGUUGCUGCCAUCUAUGAGCUGGGACCAAAUUAUGUUGGCAGUUUCCAAGCUGUUUACAUGCCAUGUAAAGACUCAAAGACUGAGGCUGUGCCGCCCUGCCCUGUUGCUUUAGUCCCAGAGGAAAAGGUCUCCUUCAGCCUCUAUGCACAUUCUGUAUCAUUUCUCACUGUGGCCAAGAUCAGAAAGGUCUACAAUAAACUGGACAGCAAAGCUAUUGCCAAACAGCUUGGGGUUUCCUCUCAUGACAGCGCCACACCAGUCAAGCUUGUCCACAACGCAGUGGGCCAUCUCAAUGGACCUGCCAGAAAUAUCGGAGCAGCAGUCAUUGGUUACCUGGGUGUGCGUGCCUUCGUUACCAAACCUGUGGCAACAAACCUACAGUACACGGGAGGAGCAGCAGCCAUUCUUGGCCUGGUUGCUAUGGCAUCGGAUGUUGAGGGUCUCUAUGCUGCAGUUAAAGCAUUAGUGUGUGUUGUGAAAAGCAACCCUCUGGCUAGCAAAGAGAUGGAGCGCAUCAAAGGCUACCAGCUUUUGGCCAUGUUGUUGAAGAAGAAACGGCCAUUGUUGAACAGCCAUAUUCUGCAUCUGACUUUCUCUCUGGUUGGGACUGUGGAUAGUGGCCACGAGACUUCUAUCAUUCCAAACUCCACGGCUUUCCAGGAUUUACUCUGUGAUUUUGAUGUUUGGCUUCAUGCUCCCUACGAACUGCAUCUUUCUCUUUUCGAGCACUUCAUUGAACUUCUGACUGAAUCAAGUGAAGCUGCUAAGAAUGCCAAACUAUUGCGGGAGUUCCAGCUGAUCCCCAGACUGUUGCUUACACUGAGGGAUCAGUCUCUGUCUCAGCCCACCAUUGCUGCCAUAGGCAAUGUCCUCAGUCUGCUGCUGCAGGGCUUUCCCAACUCCUAUGACCUGCUCAGAUUUGGGCAGUUCAUCUCCUCAACGUUACCAACAUUUGCAGUUUGUGAGAAGUUUGUUGUUAUGGAGAACACCAAUGAGGAGAAAAUCGACAGAGGAAUUGACGAUGAGUUUGGAGGCCUUCUGUCAUCCAACCUCAUUCUUCUGCGAAACAGACUGCUUGACAUCCUGCUCAAGCUGCUCUUCACCUGCAAAGAGAAGAACACAGUUAACGCACAAGCUUGCGAGGAGCUUGUACGCACUUUGGGUUUUGAUUGGUUGCUUAUGUUUAUGGAAGAGCACGUUCACUCCAGCACGGUGACGGCAGCUCUCUUGAUCUUGGUGGUGUUGCUGAGUAACCAAUCCAUCCUGAGCCGGUUUAAGGAGGGCCUGACAGGAGGUGGCUGGCUGGACCACACAGACUCUGUGCUCACUAAUAAGAUUGGCACUGUUCUGGGUUUUAACGUCGGUCGAAGUGCAGGAGGCAGGUCAACGGUGCGUGAAAUCAACAGAGAUGCCUGCCAUUUCCCAGGAUUUCCUGUCUUGCAAACACUGCUGCCCAAACACACCAAUGUUCCCGAGAUCUACUUCAUGCUCAUGGCCCUCUUCCUUCAGCAGCCAAUCACAGACCUACCUGACAGCCUUCAGGUACAUUUUGACUUGGACUCUAUCUGGACGUUUAUAUUUGGUGUCCCAGCUUCCAGCGCUACAGUGAUGGGCUCCAUUCACAACAUGUGCACUGAAGCAGCAUUCCUGCUCUUAGCCAUGCUGCGCAGCAUGCUGAACCUGCCUUGGCAGUCAGAAGAGGAGGGUUCCUGGUUGAGAGAAUAUCCAAUCACUCUCAUGCAGUUUUUCCGAUACCUCUACCACAACAUCCCAGACCUGGCACCUAUGUGGCACAGCCCAGACUUCUUGUGUACACUUGCUGCUACAGUUUUCCCUUUCAAUAUUCGGCCCUAUUCUGAGAUGGUGACUGAUUUGGAUGAUGAAGCCGGCUCACCCGCAGAAGAGUUUAAAGCCUUUGUUACAGACACAGGCAUGAACCGCAGCCAGUCCGAAUACUGUAACGUGGGCACUAAAACGUACCUGACCAACCACCCAGCCAAGAAGUAUGUUUUUGACUUUAUGAGGGUCCUUAUAAUGGACAACCUGUGCAUGACACCUGCCAGCAAGCAGACCCCCAUCAUUGAUCUUCUGCUAGAGGCCUCGCCAGAGCGCUCCACCAGAACUCAGCAGAAAGAGUUUCAGUCCUACAUCUUGGACAGUGUGAUGGAGCAGCUCCUCGCAGCAGAUGUUUUAUUGGGUGAAGAGGCAUCAUUGCCAAUAACAACUGGAGGAAGUUACCAUAUCCUGGUGAACAAUGUCUUCUAUUUCACCCAGCGUGUGGUGGAUAAGCUGUGGCAGGGAAUGUUCAACAAAGAGUCCAAGCUAGUGGUGGAAUUUAUAGUUCAACUGAUAACCCAGUCCAAAAGGCGAUCGCAGGGUUUGUCGCUGGACUCUAUCUACCAUUGUCUAAACCGAACAAUCCUCUACCAGCUCUGUCGUCCACACAAGACUGUCCCGCAGCAGGUCACACUGCUGGACUCGCUGCGCGUGCUGACAGUAAACCGAAACCUUGUGCUGGGACCCGGAAACCAUGACCAGGAUUUUGUGGCUUGUCUGGCCCACUGCUUAAUUAACCUGCACACGGGAAGUAGUGUGGAGGGCUUUGGGCUGGAGGCGGAGGCCAGAAUGACCACCUGGCAUGUUGCUGUUCCUUCUGAGAACGAGUCGGACAGUGUCCAGAGCCAAGAUGUUAGCGAAGGGCGUCAGUUGCUGCUCAAGGCAGUGAAUCGAGUGUGGACAGAGCUCAUGCACAGCAAGAGGCAAAUGCUGGAGGACAUUUUUAAAGUGUCUCUACCUGUCAAUGACAGAGGACACGUGGACAUUGCCACCGCUCGACCUGCUCUGGAGGAACCUGCUGCCAAAAGCUGGCAAAACCACUUGAUCCAUGAGAAGAAAUGCAUCAGCAGGGGCGAGACAGUUGCCCCGGCGAAUCAGUCCAAACUGUCUCGUGUCAGCAGCGGCUUUGGUCUGUCCAAACUGACUGGUUCCCGCCGCAGCAAGAAGGAAAGCGGAAUAAACAAAAACAACCUUUCUGCCCAGGAAACAUUCCAGUGGAUGUUCACGCACAUUGCUGUGGUUCGAGACUUGGUGGCAAUGCAGUACAAGGAGUAUCAAGAGAGGCAGCAGAAUGCGUUGAAAUAUGUAAUGGAUGAGUGGGCAGGGAUUGAAUACGAGCUUCUUCGGGAAAGGGGUCUCUGGGGUCCUCCUAUUGGCUCCCACCUGGAUAAAUUUCAAUUGGACAUGACAGAGGGUCCCUGUAGAAUGAGGAAGAAGAUGGUUCGAAAUGACAUGUUUUACAUACAUUAUCCUUAUGUGCCUGACCCUGAACCCAACGCCAGCACUCAGAAACCAGCGCGGUACCGGCGAGCGAUCAGCUAUGACAGUAAGGAGUAUUAUAUGCGGCUGCUGUCAGGAAACCCGGGGAUGUACCAGCACUCUAUUGAACAAAACACUGAGGGAGAGACGACACAGCAGGAGCCUGAACACGGGGAGGACACCAUCGCAAGGGUCAAAGGUCUGGUGAAGGCUCCUUUGAAGCGCUCCCGGUCCACAGCAGAUGGCGCUGAUGAUGAAAGUCAGGACCAGCUGCAGGAGUUGCUGGAGUUAGGAGCUAUGGACGAAGAGCAAAAAACAGACAACACCACGCUGCUCCGCCUGCUGGAGGAGGGAGAGAAGAUCCAGCACAUGUAUCGCUGUGCACGAGUUCAGGGUCUAGACACGAGUGAAGGGCUACUCUUAUUUGGGAAAGAACAUUUCUAUGUGAUCGAUGGCUUUACUAUGACUGUGACCAGAGAGAUUAGAGACAUCGAGACACUCCCUGCAAAUAUGCAUGAGCCCAUCAUCCCUCGAGGGGCACGGCAGAGUAAGAGUCAUCUGAAACGAACCUGCAGCAUUUUUGCUUACGAAGAUAUCCGAGAAGUGCACAAACGUCGCUACCUGCUUCAGCCAAUGGCAGUAGAAGUGUUUUCUGGAGAUGGCCGAAAUUAUCUGUUGGCUUUCCAAAAAGGAGUUCGGAACAAAGUUUAUCAGAGGUUUCUGGCAGUUGUUCCCUCGCUGGCGGACAGCUCCGAAUCGGUCUCUGGACAGCGUCCCAACACCAGUGUGGAACAGGGGUCUGGCCUUCUCAGUACGCUGGUCGGCGAGAAGUCAGUGACCCAGAGAUGGGAGAGAGGAGAAAUCAGUAACUUUCAAUAUCUGAUGCAUCUCAACACAUUGGCUGGCAGGUCAUACAACGAUCUGAUGCAGUAUCCCGUCUUUCCAUGGAUUCUGGCAGAUUUUGACUCUGAGGAACUGGACCUUAAUAAUCCAAAGACAUUCCGAAAUUUAUCCAAACCCAUGGGAGCUCAGACAGAUGACAGAUUGAUCCAGUACAAGAAAAGAUUCAAAGACUGGGAAGAUCCUAAUGGUGAGACUCCAGCGUAUCAUUACGGCACACAUUACUCUUCAGCAAUGAUUGUGGCGUCAUAUCUGGUCAGAAUGGAGCCGUUUACUCAAAUCUUCCUUAGGCUUCAGGGUGGACAUUUCGAUUUGGCCGACCGAAUGUUCCACAGUGUGCGGGAGGCGUGGUUCUCUGCUUCCAAGCACAACAUGGCUGACGUUAAGGAACUCAUCCCUGAGUUCUUCUAUCUUCCUGAAUUCCUUCUCAAUUCCAACAAUUUUGACCUUGGGAGUAAACAGAAUGGCACCAAACUUGGAGAUGUGCUUCUACCUCCAUGGGCAAAGGGAGAUCCAAGAGAGUUCAUCAGAGUUCACAGAGAGGCAUUGGAGUGUGACUACGUCAGCGCCCAUCUGCAUGAAUGGAUUGACCUGAUCUUUGGUUACAAGCAGCAAGGGCCACCAGCAGUUGAGGCAGUUAAUGUCUUUCACCAUCUCUUUUAUGAGGGCCAGGUGGACAUUUACAACAUCAAUGACCCACUUAAAGAAACCGCUACAAUUGGAUUCAUCAACAAUUUUGGACAGAUCCCAAAACAGCUAUUCAAGAAGCCACAUCCUCCAAAGCGGGUGCGCAGUAAAUCAAAUGGAGAAGUCCCUGGUGUGUCAGUUACACUGAACUCCACCUUAGACAAGAUCUUCUUCCAUCAUCUGGACAACUUGCGGCCUUCUCUGACCCCUGUCAAGGAGCUUAAGGAUCCGGUGGGUCAGAUAGUGUGCACUGACAAGGGUAUUCUGGCUGUUGAGCAAAACAAAGUGUUGGUUCCCCCUGCCUGGAAUAAGACCUUCGCCUGGGGCUACGCAGACCUCAGCUGCCGACUCGCUAACUAUGAGUCUGACAAGGCAGGGGUAGUAUAUGAGUGUUUGUCUGAAUGGGGGCAGAUCCUGUGUUCGAUCUGCCCAAACCCUAAGCUGGUCAUUACUGGAGGAUUCAGCACAGCCAUCUGUGUGUGGGAGACUGGGACCUCCAAAGAAAAAGCCAAGUCCCUCACGCUCAAACAGGCUCUUUUGGGACACACAGAUGCAGUAACAUGUCUCACAGCAUCUUCAGCUUACCACAUCAUUGUGAGUGGCUCCCGAGACCGAACUUGCAUCAUUUGGGACCUGAAUAAGCUGUCUUUCGUCACGCAGCUGAGGGGCCACCGGGCUCCUGUCUCAGCGCUCUGCAUCAACGAGUUGACCGGUGAUAUAGUGUCCUGCGCUGGAACGUACAUUCAUGUGUGGAGCAUCAAUGGAAGCCCCAUUGCCAGCGCCAACACUUUCACUGGCCGCAGCCAGCAGAUCCUCUGUUGCUGUGUCUCUGAGAUGAAUGAGUGGGACACACAGAAUGUUAUCGUCACGGGACACUCCGAUGGUGUUGUUAGGUUCUGGAGAAUUGAGUUCCUGCAAGUCCCAGAAACUCCUGCUCCAGAGCCUAUAGAGCCUCCCGAUGUGCCAGACUGCUGUGGAGAGAUGGAAGGUCGUGAUGCUCCAGACGAUGACAGCAGUGAGUCUGAGGGAGAGGAGACCAGUCUCAGUCAGGACACGAAACCUCGAACUUCAAACAGCCAGCCAAGCAGUACUGUUCACAGACCCAAACCCCGCACAGGAGCCUGGUCUGUGGACAGUGGCUCUGACGAUUCCCGCCGCUGGUCAGACACACUUAGCAUCGACGAGAAGGACGGCUUUGUUUUUGUCAACUAUUCAGAGGGCCAGAUAAGAGCAGGAAUUCCUUCGCUGCAACAUUCCCAACCCAACUCUCAAGCACCCCCACAUGGGCCAGUACCACAGCCCCUUCAGCCCAGUACUAUGGAGGCACGAUCCUAUAACAAACUCAAACCAGGCUACAGAUGGGAGAGACAGCUGGUGUUCCGGAGCAAACUCACCAUGCACACAGCGUUUGACCGCAAGGACAACGCUCAUCCUGCGGAAAUCACAGCGCUCGCCAUUUCAAAAGACCACAGUAAGAUUCUGGUGGGUGACGGCCGUGGCCGAGUGUUCAGCUGGUCUGUCAGCGAUCAGCCAGGUCGCUCCACGGCAGACCACUGGGUGAAGGACGAGCAGGUGGACAGCUGCUCUGGAUGCACUGUACGUUUCUCCCUCACUGAAAGACGCCACCACUGCAGAAACUGCGGCCAGGUCUUCUGCCAGAAGUGCAGUCGCUUCCAGUCAGAGAUCAAGCGGCUGAAGAUCUCCUCUCCUGUGCGAGUGUGUCAGAACUGUUACUACAACCUGCAACAUGAGCGGGGCUCUGAGGAGAGCCCGAGAAACUAGAUCAACCCCACCACAAUUCACACCCGUGCGCCUAAACCCCAGCUUCCCUCUAAAAAUAAAAACACCCAUCCCACUGCUCCCUGUGCAAAAUCCCUAUCUGUAAAGCACUGACGUAACUAAAAUGGGAUCACUAAUGCUCGUUUCAUAUAUCGCGGAGGUGUGACCAUUAAAGAGAGAGAGAGAGAGACGAUCUUUUACCAUUUAUGCAUUUUACUUCUGCAGUAUGCUCGGUCAUCUCAGCAUUGGCAUCAUCUACCAAGUUGGCAAUGUUUAGAUUAUAGGAAAAGCAAUGCACAUAAAACACUUCCUCCUGGAACGAGUCGACAUUUGUUUAUAUUGUAAAUACUUACAAUGGCCUUUUUAACUAGAAACAGCGAAACAAAAAGUCAUUAUUAAAAGAUAAAGAAACACGACACAUUGCUUGUAAUAUAGUAUUAUGUUAAAAAUCACUUCUGGCUUUAAAAAAAAACGAAAAGGCGAGUGCGUGUAGUUGAUGUCACGAGUCACAGCAUCCCAGUCGAAAUAUUAUUGGGGGACUAUGAAUGUUGAUAAUAUUUGUAGGUUGACAUUACUAGCGUGUCUAGUUAUGCAAACGCUUAUUUUAUUUGUUUUGUACGUUCUGUUGAAGUGUUGCCCACAGUAUCAGCAUGUUGCCAUAUAGAAAAGUUUUAAUUUUAAAUUUUGUUGCCAAACUGCCUUGAUUUGUAACUAUUAACGUAUAUUAUAACGUAUUAGAUGAUGUUAGUAUGUAAAUUUAGACGUUUUUAUCACUUUAAAUCAUUUUUAAUGACAGGGAUUCAGAUUAUAUCAGAUAUAUUAGGAAGCAGGUCUUUAGUUAGAUGAUUCCACGACCAUUUUUAUGCGUUUCACGGAAAGGAGUAUUUAUGGUAAAUGAGAGAUGUUUGUAAAUGUGAGAUGUCUGUAUGUUUUUGUGUAGUGCCAUGCGUCUGUCUUUUUCAUCCUAAUGUGAUUGAUUGUUCUUCUUAACCAAAUAUGAAUUAGACAACUUGUUACUGAUGCUAAACCAGCUCUUGACAAAGAUGAGUUUAGGUUAAAACAGCAAUUUUAAUCAUACUGUGUAUAUAUCAGUUUUAACAAUUUGCAAAGUUGCACCAGUGUAUAUGUUUUUUAGAUUAUUAAAGCAAUAGUCACUGAUAUUUUCACUCCCAUUUGCAUUUCAGCAAAGUCUGUAGCUUGAAAGUUAUUGUGUGUAAUGAUGAGAAAGGGAUUUAUCAAGUUUUAAUGUGUAAAAGAAGACUGGAAGAUUAGUGUCCUUAUACCUUUCAGGACUGAAAUUUGAUACUGUGGGCAAUACGAUAUUAAAAAUGCUGCUUUGAUUAGGAAAGAAUUUCUUUCUCUGUUACUUGCAUCCUUAAAAAGAUGAAAGUUUUGUUUUAUUCCUUGUUAUAUAAUUUCUAUCAUUAGCUAUCCAGCCUAAUAUGCACUCCUUCUAGUUUAUCAUACAUUAAUGUACUGUAAUUCAGUGUGCAAUCUUAACAUCAAGCUGUUGGGAUUUUGCUGUCAACAAGCAGCUUUAAGAUCAAAAUGGCUCUAUCAGUCUGAAAAUAUUUUUGCACCUUGACAUGUAGACAAGAAAGAAGUUGGGUUAUCGUUGUUUUUAAUCAAAUGCAUUGUUAUGUUGUGGGCUAUUAUUUUAAAAUGGUGCAUUUCAUCACAGUGAAAUGAGCUGUACAAAGUAUUUAUGCAAUUAUAAGAUUUUCUUUUUUUAUGAUUAAAUAAGUUUUGUAAUUUUUCAGCAAGUUUGUUUACUUGUUGCAUGUUUAACACAGCUGACUUUAUGUGUCAGUGUCUUGUACAUGUUUUGGCAUUACAUUUUAUUUCUCUUAUUUGUAUGGCAUUAUUCAACAAGUUGAUCCUGAAAGUUUUGUGUACAGUUUCGGUAGGUAUAUCCCACGACUUAUGAGUUGACUUUUAUAUUCUUAUAUUUCGACGUUAAGGACUGAUCCCAGGACUGAGGAAAUACACGGAUUGUCCCUUUUUGGUGGUCUUGUGAUAGACUGCAUUACUACAGUAUCUAGUGUGCAAAACUGUGGUAGCUGAAUGUUCAUUGUAUAUUUGUGUUGAAAAAAUUACAUAAAACUCUCUCCCCAUAAAGUAACCCCAUACCUGUUAUUAUAAUGCAAUAGAUAUGGUACUCAUACUUUUUAAUUUAAUGUCAAUUAAAUACUUGCUGUUUACCACCA
This is a messenger RNA of Misgurnus anguillicaudatus (oriental weatherfish), 12981 nucleotides long. RefSeq names its product WD repeat and FYVE domain containing 3 (gene wdfy3). Gene Ontology annotation, molecular function: protein binding; metal ion binding. The record is from RefSeq and is a predicted model, not a curated record. Gene Ontology annotation, biological process: aggrephagy. NCBI's taxonomy places the organism in Eukaryota, Metazoa, Chordata, Actinopteri, Cypriniformes, Cobitidae.